Molecule: messenger RNA, 3498 nt
Organism: Drosophila erecta
Lineage: Eukaryota; Metazoa; Arthropoda; Insecta; Diptera; Drosophilidae
Gene: IntS4
Product: integrator complex subunit 4
Exons: 2
Coding region: 130-3213 (1027 amino acids)
Biological process (GO): snRNA processing
Cellular component (GO): integrator complex
Source: RefSeq, a predicted model, not a curated record
UACGAAGCCAUCGAUAGUGGCUAGUGGUGGUUAACAUCAGCGGUUCGCCAUAUCCAAUUUCAUCUUAACCAGGUAAAAGAUUGAAACUCCAGUCGCCAUUAGGUGACGCGCGGAAACGAAAAGGAAACCAUGGCGCUGGCCAUCAAAAAGCGCUUAGGCACCUACGUGGAAACGGUGGACGGGGCGCCGGCGGUGAAGAAGCUGCGUCUGCAAACACUGGCCGCCGAUGCAAAGGCCGGGAAUUUCGGAAAAGUGGGCAAUGAAGAGCGCAAGCUAACGGCGCUCAGCCAACUGGACGCCUAUGUGGGCAACCUGCCCGCCGGAUCGUUGGUCCUGCCCACUGGGGCACCUGUUGCUCUAACGGGCGCCCCGUCCUCCGCUGCCCUCGGAAAUCAGCCGGCCGCGGCGACGGGAGCUCCCCAAAUGACCGCCGGCAACAGCAGGGAACUGCUGGAGCUCUUGGUCAAGAUCACCGAUGAGAUAUCCUACGAGGACGUGGAAUCGGGCGAGCUUAACGAUGUGGCCAACAAGAUCUUUCAUCUGUAUCAGCUGCAGGAGCGCGAUAGCGACACCUCUAUCCGGGUGAAGCUGCUCGAACUGCUGUCCGGAUUGGGAUGCGAGUGUGCCACCGAGCAGGAGGUGACCCUGAUCAUCGGCUACUUGAUCUUCUUGCUGAGGAAGGAAGUGUCCCAGAAGGUGAUCGCCCAGGGCAUGAUGUGCCUGUUCCGAAUCGGAGAGCGCAGAAAGCAUGUGGUGCCCAUCUCGUACAACAAGCAGGUGGCCCAUCUGGCCAAGGAGCAGCUACGCUCCGGUUCCACGCAUACACAAAAGAACGCCAUGCUGGUGAUCGGUCGGUUUGCCACCAAAAUGGAGGGCGAGCGUCAUUACGUAUGGAAGUUAGCCUUCUACAUUGACUCCCAGGACUCGGGCGUUCGUGCCCAGGCUCUGCACGUGCUGCUGACCCUCGGCGAGCGGGGAUCCCUGCUUCCGGCGAAGCUCUACAAGCGUGCCGUCGAGGCCAUGAAGGAUGACUACGAGUGCGUGCGCAAGGAGGCCUUGCGGCUGGUCUUCAUGCUGGGGAACCGGCAUCCAGACCACAUUAUACCCUCGGACCGCCAGCAGGAGGAGCUCCGCAUGAUAGAUGCUGCCUUCAGCAAGGUCUGCGAAGCCCUGUGCGAUCUUUCGCUGCAGAUACGUGUGCUCGCAGCGGAGCUGCUGGGUGGGAUGACCGCCGUCAGCAGGGAGUUUCUGCACCAGACACUAGACAAAAAGCUGAUGAGCAAUCUGCGCCGGAAGCGGACGGCGCACGAGAGAGGUGCUCGCCUGGUGGCCAGCGGUGAGUGGUCAUCGGGUAAACGGUGGGCAGACGAUGCGCCGCAAGAGCAUCUAGAUGCUCGGAGCAUCUCGAUAAUAGCCAGCGGAGCCUGCGGCGCUCUUAUCCAUGGCCUGGAGGAUGAGUUCCUGGAGGUGCGUACUGCGGCCGUGGCAUCCAUGUGCAAGUUAGCCCUCUCCCGGCCGGAUUUUGCGGUGACCAGCCUGGACUUCCUUGUCGACAUGUUUAACGACGAGAUCGAGGAUGUGCGAUUGAAGGCCAUCUACAGUUUGACGGCCAUUGCCAGGCACAUAGUGCUGCGCGAGGAUCAGCUGGAGAUAAUGCUUGGUUCGCUUGAGGAUUACUCGGUGGACGUGCGCGAGGGACUACAUCUCAUGCUGGGCGCCUGCCGAGUGUCCACACAAACGUGCCUGCUAAUGGUGGUGCAAAAGCUGUUGGAUGUGCUGGCCAAGUAUCCGCAGGAUCGGCACUCCACCUACGCAUGCAUGCGCAAGAUUGGCCAGAAGCAUCCGCACUUGGUGAUGGCGGUCGCCGUCCACCUGCUUUACGUGCAUCCCUUUUUCGAAACGCCCGAACGCGAUGUCGAGGAUCCAGCGUAUCUGUGCGUCCUUAUACUCGUCUUUAAUGCGGCGGAACACCUGGUGCCCAUUAUCAGUUUGCUGCCCACGGCCACCCAUCGCCAUUACGCCUAUCUGAGAGACUCGAUGCCGCAUCUGGUGCCCCAGUUGCCCAUCGAGGGUGCGUCUUCGGCGAGUGCCACGCACAGAAUUGAUUCGGCCGUGCGCCAAGCGGGCAGUUCAGCGGAGUAUCUGCAGAUGAUUCUCAGUCACAUCGAGGAGAUCUUCACCAUGACUGACGAGCGUGUGGAGUUACUCCAGACUGCCCAGUCCAAUCUGCAGCGCCUGGGAGCCAUCGAUGCGGGCAUGUACGGCACCUCUAACUUUCUGGAGACCUUCUUGGCGGCCCAGAUCCAGAUCGAGCAGAUGCAGCGUUGCGCCAGCACGCAAAGGAGCAGGGUUCCCUUGAAGGAAUCGCUGGCAGCACUCAUCCGGAACUGUCUCAAGCUGCAGCACACGUUCUCCGGCCUCAAUUACGGAGAUAUCUUGCAGGUGAAGCAGCUCCGCUUGAGGGCUUGCGCCCUGCACUUGGUCCUCGUGGUCAGGGAUCGCUCGCAAAGUGCCUUGGGCCCGUGCCAGAUGCUUUUGCAAACCGCCGGCGAUAUAAGUGAGUUCAUCAAGGCGAAUACAAAGGAUGAGGAGGAGAAGCCACCGAUGGGAGCUUUGCCAUUAAUAGAGCCCGAUGUAUCGAUGAAAGAGCCGGUCAGUAGAGAUGCCCAGCCGGAUAGCUUCACACGUCAGUUGCUAAGCAAACUGGAUGGCAUAUCGGAUCCCAAGCCGGGCCGCGUUUUUCGUGAGAUUCUGCCGCUGGUCCAGCAGGCUCCUCCGCUGGCAUUGCCACCCGCCAAUGACAAAAUACGCCGCUGUGUGGCUAACAUCCUCGAGCCGUGCCCGCUGCAAUCGCAGGAUAAUGUGAUUAAGGUCACUGCCGGCCUGAUAGCUGCCGUUCCCUUUGUGGCGGAAAUCGACAAUCUGCUGGAGUCCCAAAAGGCGGACAUGAGGAUCAAGAUCAAGUAUCCGGACCAGCACAUGCACACGGUGGUGCCGAAGCAGAGUGACUUCAAGCCCAUUAUGACGGAGCAGGGGGAGCACGAGACCAAUGUGCGCCUGCGCACCACAAUCCUGCUGUCGCACAGCGUUUGGACGGAGUCGUCUCUGGUGGAGAUCCAGCUGUGCCUGGCCGUACGUCCCGGCAGCGAACUGGAGCUCUGCAAGCCGGCCAACGUGUUGUUCGCACCCAAACCAGUCAGGCGCGGCAUUUAGCCUGACGCCCAGGGAAUGGACUAGGUGCUUUCUGGCCAGGAAGCGGGGAGUGAGAAGCUGACAAGGCCACACAGCCGCUGGAGGAGCAGGAGAGCCGAGGGAAGCGGGGCACAGAGCAACUGUAGUUAAUACAUGUAUGUGGUAUGUGAUUGUCUAAGAUAGCAGAGCAGUUGGAUAGCAAAGUAUUUCGUAAAUCCAAAAGCCCCAAUUAUUUCAGUUGUUUCAAUUGUGCAUAUAUCAUAUGUAUGAAAAGAUUUCAUUUCAAAUAAAGUGUACACGACAAAU